AUGAGGCCGCGCAACUCUAGGCGUAAUAAUCACCAAAGAUCUACUAAUGUACUACAAAAUCUAGGUGAUCUUAAAGAAUUUUACGAUCAACUACAAAAAUUUGCAGACCUUACGCAUGAAAUCUUUAGAAAAUACUCGAAUAACAGACACUGCAAUUGUUCGCCCAUGGUUAGUAUUCCACAAAAACAUAACAACAAACAUUGCUGCCAUCACAACUGUCAACAUAGACGAAAAUGUUCAACAGAGCGAAAACAUCCGCCGCAAAUACAUUACGAACGAGAAGAAAGUCGUCCGUCUGGCAGUCAGCAGAGACAUAGUUCACAACAAUAUAAUGAUCGGUCAGGUUGUAGUUGCGUAUCCAACAGAAAACAAUUGCCAAAACUAUCAAAUCAUUCUUCAAUGUGUAUGAUAUUAGAAAAUUCGGAUUAUUCAAAAUGUAAAAGAAGGUCAUUACCAGAAAAUCAAGGAACCUGUGGAGCUAACAGUUCAAUGAAUGAACACUAUAAUAAAUGUUCUCGGUACCCGGAAAGAAGUAAAAAAUGUGGUGGAUUUUUUCACGGUAAUAAUAACUGUAGUGAUUCGCAACGCGGCGAUACUCUAAAACAGAGAGAAACUAACGACAAUCUUGAGUCGUGCACUUGCGACUAUUGUCAAUGUAUGCCAGAUAUCUAUAAUGGGAAUAAUAUUUUUAUGGACAUAGGCUCUGAUGACGAAUUUGAAGAUAGUGAUUCCUUGAAUUACACAUUUAAAGCAAUACGUUUGGAACCUGUUGACAUUCUGUUACAAGAUUGUCUUGAAACUGAAAAUGGACAAUGCACAACGUCAGAUAAAAACACACAAACAUUUAUGCAAGAUGUAAAUGAGAGCACAAGAAACAAUUUACAAAAAAAACUUCUGGUCAAUUUGACAACGAUCAACCAACGUCUGAAGUCUGAACAAAAUUUUCAAACUGCAAGAAAUUCGUUCGAACCAAAUAUAUCAUCUCCAAAAGAAUCUAAAAGAGAAAAUUCUCAGUCAAAAUCGUUUUCAGAAAAAGAGCAGAUUAAGAAUAAUGAAAAUAAUGACGAUGAAAAUAAUCAAAUUUCGGAAUCGAAACCGAUUCAGGUGGGAAGUAUAGAAGAGUCUUCCAAAGUUGAAAGUAUUCAAGAUAUACACAAAGAAUCAAAAGAGUUUGAAAAAGAAUCUCCCGCCGUUGAAAACAAUCAAAUUAAAGAUAAGGAAGACCCCAGUUUCGAAACUGAGAGAACUAAUCCCUCUGCAGAUAAAAGUAAACAAAACAAUGUUGAUAAAGAAGAUGAUAAAACAAGACCAGAAGGAGGACGAAACGCAGAGUUUUUCGACAUUGAAAUUAAUCAAAUUCAAAGUAAAGAGAAGUUUGGUUAUGAGAUUAGAAGUACUCAGCGCUCUACAUAUAGAAAUGAACAAAUUGAUAAGGAUAAGGAAGAUGUUGAGACAGCAAGUGGAAGAAACGCAAACAAGCCAAGUUACGAAAGUAGAAAUGUUCGUCGUUCUGUAGAUGGAAGUAAACAAAACGAUAUUGAUAAAGAUGUUGAAACAAGAUCAAAAGGUGAAAAAAACAUAGGAGAGCUUUUUGAUAAUGAAAAUAAUGCGAUUAGAGACAAGAAAGAAUCGAGUUACGAAACUGAUAGUAGUCAUCGCUCAGCAAAUAGAAGUAAACAAAGUAAUAUGGAUAAGGAAGAAGUUGAAACAAAACCAGCAAGUGAAAGAAACACAAAGUCGACUAAGUUGUUCGACUUUGAAAAUAAUCUAAUUAAAAAUAAAGAAAAGUCAGGUUAUGAAAAUAAAAAUGCCCAUAGUCUUGUAGAUGGGAAUAAACAAAACAUUAUUGAUAAAGAAGAUGUUGAAACAAAGUCAGUGGAUGGAAGAAAAACGAAAAGGUUUUCGGAUAUUUCCAAUGUCAUUAAAAACAGUUUUAAUCAAGUUAACAAUAAGGUAAAUCCCAGGUACGUAACUGGAAGUACUCAGUGCUCUGUAGAUAUAAGUCAACAAAACAAUAUUGAUAAGGGAGAUGUUGAAACAAAACCAGCAAGUGGAAGAAACACGAACGUGUUUUCUGACUUUGAAAGUAAUCUAAUUAGAGAUAAAGAAAAGUCAGGUUAUGAAAAUAAAAAUGGCCAUAGUUUUGUAGAUGGGAAUAAACAAAACAUUACUGAUAAAGAAGAUGUUGAAACAAAAUCAGUGGAUGGAAGAAAAACAAAAAGGUUUUCUGAUAUUUCCAAUGUCAAUCAAAACAGUUUUAAUCAAGUUAAAAAUAAGGAUAAUCCCAGGUACGAAACUGGAGGUACUCAGUGCUCUAUAGAUAUAAGUCAACAAAACAAUAUGGAUAAGGGAGAUGUUGAAACAAAACCAGCAAGUGGAAGAAACACGAACGUGUUUUCUGACUUUGAAAAUAAUCUAAUAAGAGAUAAAGAAAAGUCACAUCACGAAAGUAGAAAUGCUCGUCGUUCUCUAGAUAGAAAUCAACAAAAUGAUAUUGAUAUGGAAGACUUGCAUACAAAACUAGCUGAUAGAACAAAUACGAAAAAGUUAGUUGGUGCUGUAAAUAUGCAAUUUCGAGAUAAGGAAAAGUUCAGUUACGAAACUGAAAAUAGGCAUCAUUCUGAAGACAGAAGAAAACAAGAUGAAAUUGUAAAUGAUGAUACAAAACCAAAGGAUAUCAAAAAUAAUCAAUUAGCGAAUUUUGAAUUAUCAGAAAAUGAAAUCGAAAAAACCAGGCCUUCUUUUGAAAAAAAACACAAAAUCGAUAUACAUAAAGAGACUACUCAAACUAAACCAUCUGGUACAACAAAUACAAAAGAGUCAUUCUCCAUUAAAAAUAGCAAAAUUGAGUGUUAUGAAAAACAAAAUCACAAAACUGAAAUUGUUCCUAGUAAUUCGAAUAGAAAUAUUUUAAAACUAAUGGGUGAGAAAAUUUGCAAAAUAGUGAGUGACAAAAGUCGUCGACCUGAAGAAACAGGCGCUGAUAAAAAUAUUGAAAUGACAGGUAAUGAUAAAGCAAGUAGUAGAAAAUCUACAAAAGAGCUUCCAGUCAAUAAAAAAAAUCAGAAUCAAAAUGAGAAACAGUACAAAAAGCACACUACAAAUGUUAAACAACAAAAGCCUGAUACGUCUGAUGAAGCCAAUAGACCAACUAAAAUUGAAGCAGAGAGUGAGUUGAGCUAUUCCAAUGAUGAAGAGAUUGAAAUGGUGGACAAAAUUGUGCAAACUUCAUCGUAUAGAAAUCUAACACUUGAAGAUCUUGAAAUACAAACUUCUAAUACUCUUUUGGAGGGAUUAAGGGACAUUGAAAAUAAUAAUAAAAGAGUCCCGAAAAGAAGUUCUAAUCACUCAACCACAGAGUCACAUAAUUUAAAGAAAACGAACCGCAACAAUAAAAAAUGAAAACCGAUUCGAGAAAAUAUAUACACAGAUACGAUCAGAGACUUUCUGCAACACCUGCGCUACAGUAGUACGAAAAACAACACCAACAAACCAUAACAAUGUCAGCAACAAAAAUCCUUAAGUUGGCAAUUUUUUGGCAAAUAUUUAUGGUGAAUGCCACAAAACUGAAAAUGGC
This is a messenger RNA of Teleopsis dalmanni, 3577 nucleotides long. RefSeq lists its product as uncharacterized. The transcript is spliced from 3 exons. Lineage: Eukaryota; Metazoa; Arthropoda; Insecta; Diptera; Diopsidae. The record is from RefSeq and is a predicted model, not a curated record. The coding region runs from base 1 to 3402 and encodes 1133 amino acids.